AUGGUGAAAGCAUUGAAUGCAUUAUAUGAGAAAUGGGGGAUAUCUACAAAUCAAAGUCAAUGGAAUAUAAGUGGAUAGCCAUGCAGUGGAGCCGCCAUUAACUCCUCGAUAGCCAUUGGUACCGAUGGUUACAACCCUUUUAUUAAAUGUAAUUGUUCUUACAGGAAAAAAAACUCUUUGCCACAUUGUCGAGAUGUAAGUACUACAUUUUACGCACUGCAAGUUGAUGAUGUGAUCCCAGAUGAACUAUGGAGUUUGAAUUUCCUGACCAAUCUGAAGGUGGGAAUAAAUCUCUUGUCAGGGCCACUGUCUCCAUCUGUCAGCAAUCUAACUGCAGUUAAAUACCUGAACUUUGGCAUUAAUACAUUAUCUGGGCCGCUUCCAAAACAGCUUGGCAUGCUUCCUAAGUUAAUAGUAUUAGGUAUUGGAACGAACAAUUUCUCUGGUUCUGUGCCACCUGAGCUUGGUAAUUUGUCAAAUUUAGAGCAACUAUAUAUGGAUAGUUCUGGAGUGAGUGGUGAGAUUCCUUCAAGCUUUGCUAAUCUAAGGAACCUGGAGUCACUGUGGGCUUUUGACGUUGAACUUAAAGGAAGGAUCCCUGACUUUAUAGGAAAUUGGUCAAAACUUCAAGUCUUGAGGUUUCAAGGAAACUCUUUUGAUGGGCCAAUACCAUCAUCCUUUUCCAAGCUGAGAAAUUUGACAGAGUUGAGAAUAAGCGAUUUAUCCAAUGGGAGUUCAUCAUCGUUGGCAUUUCUAACGAAUAUGAAAAAAUUAACUUACUUAGAACUAAGGAAUAACAAAAUUUCCUAUUCAAUUCCAUCUGAUGUUAACCACUAUUGGAUUCCUCAAUAUCUGGAUCUGAGUUUCAACAAUAUAAGUGGACAAAUUCCCGGUUGGCUUUUCGGGUCAACUGUGUUGACUCACCUGUUUCUAGGAAAUAAUAGGUUAACUGGACCCCUGCCUGCCUAUAAAGAUGAGAAUCUUGUCAACAUAGAUGUUUCAUACAAUUAUUUAUCGGGCAGCCUUCCUUCUUGGAUAAACAGACAAAAUUUACAACUAAAUUUAGUCGCCAAUAACUUCACUCUUGAAAGUAGCAGCAGUGUUUUGCCACAUGGUCUAAACUGUCUCCAGCACAAUUUUCCUUGCAAUCGAGGUUCUCCAGUCUAUUCUAGCUCUGCGGUUAAUUGUGGUGGUCCCCAAAUUACAUCUUCUAAUAAUAUUGUGUAUGAGAUGGAUAAUGAGACUCUUAGUCCAGCUACAUACUAUGUGACUGACACAAACAGAUGGGGAAUUAGUAAUGUCGGAUAUUUUACUGGGACCAAUAAUCCGUGGUCUACAAUUUCUUCUCAGUCUCAAUUCACAAAUACUCUUGACUCAAAACUUUUCCAGUCAGCACGGGUUUCCGCUUCAUCUCUAAGAUACUAUGGUUUAGGCCUUGAAAAUGGAAACUAUACUGUGACUCUCCAGUUUGCAGAAAUAGCUGAUUUGGGUACUACCGGGAGGAGAAGUCUUGGGAGGCGUGCUUUCGAUAUUUAUGUUCAGGGAGUUAACGUUGAAAAGGACUUUGACAUAACAAGGGUAGCAGACGGAGUCCCUAGAAGAGCAAUUCAGAGAAAAUAUACGGCUCGGGUAUCUGAGAACUACAUGGAAAUCCACUUUUUUUGGGCUGGGAAAGGGACUUGCUGUAUUCCCAACGAUGGUUCAUAUGGACCUUCAAUUUCUGCUAUCAGUGCUGCUCCAGAUUUCGAACCUACGGUAAGACCUCUAAGUGGACGAAGUCCUAUCACUAAGAAGAAUAGAACAGGCUUUAUUGUUGGUGUUGGUGUUGUGGUUGUAUUUUUGUUACUUGUUUCAAUUCUUUCAAUUUUCUUUAUUGUCCGAAGAAGAAGAAGAAGAAGAAGAAGGCCACAGAUUGAUGAUAAAGAGCUUCUAGGGAUAGAUGUUAGACCAUACACUUUCAGUUAUGCUGAACUAAGGACUGCUACAGAAGGCUUCAUUCCUGCAAAUAAGCUUGGAGAGGGAGGAUUUGGACCAGUUUAUAAGGGAACACUCUGUGAUGGAAGGGUCAUUGCUGUGAAGCAAUUGUCUGUAGCAUCCAACCAGGGGAAGAGCCAAUUUGCUGCAGAAAUUGCUACUAUAUCUGCUGUGCAGCACCGUAACCUUAUAAAACUUCAUGGAUGUUGUUAUGAGGGAACACAACGAAUCCUUGUUUAUGAAUAUCUUGAAAACAACAGUCUUGAUCAAGCACUAUUUGGAAAAGGAAGUUUGAAUCUUAAUUGGUCGAUGCGUUAUGAUAUUUGUUUGGGAGUAGCAAGAAGUCUAGCUUAUCUUCAUGAAGAGUCGAGGCUUCGAAUCAUACACAAAGAUGUGAAGGCCAGUAAAAUUUUGUUUGAUGGUAAUCUCAUCCCGAAAACAUCAGAUUUUGGUUUGGUCAAACUUUAUGAUGAUAAGAAGACCCACAUAACCACCCGUGUUGUAGGGACAAUUGGAUAUCUUGCACCAGAAUAUACCAUGCAUGGACAUCUAACAGAGAAGACUGAUGUGUUUGCCUUUGGAGUUGUGGCUCUUGAGGUUGUUAGUGGGAGGCCAAACUCAGAUUCAAGCUUGGAAGAAGAGAAGAUGUAUCUUCUUGAUUGGGCUUGGCACCUAUACGAGAACAAUCGCCAACUCGAACUAGUGGACUCCAAAUUAUCAAUAUUUAAUGAGGAAGAAGUAAUACGCCUAAUAGGGGUAGCUCUUCUGUGUACUCAAACAUUGCCUUCAUUGAGGCCAUCGACGUCCCGUGUGAUUGCAAUGCUUUGUGGAGAUAUUGAAGUGAGUACAGUGAAUUCCAAACCAGGAUACUUGACUGAAUGGACAUUUGAUGAUGUGGCCACCUAUGUUACUGAUGAUACAGCUGAGGAAUUUGAUGAUACAGAAACUUCAAUGUCAGGAUACUUGACUACCUGGAAAUUUGAUGAUGUAACCACAUUUGUUUAUGCAACUAAAGCAAGCGAUUCUCCCAGCCAUUACACUUCUUCUUCAAGUAAAGGAGCUAAAGCUUCACAUUACACCCCUUGUGGAACACUCUGUGAUGGAAGAGUCAUUGCUAAGAAGCAAUUGUCUAUAGCAUCCCACCACGGGAAGAGCCAGUUUAUUGAAGAAAUUGCUAUUGUAUCUACUAUGCAGCAUCGUAACCUAGUAAAGCUUCAUGGAUGUUGUUACGAGGGAGCAAAACGAAUUCUUGUUUAUGAAUAUCUGGAAAAUAAAAGUCUUGAUCAAGCAUUAUUUGAAUAUGCUAUGCGUGGACAUCUUACAGAGAAGAUUGAUGUGUUUGCCUUUGAAGUUGUGGCUCUAGAGGUUGUUAGUGGGAGGCCAAACUUAGAUUUAACUUUGGAAGAAGAGAAGAUUUGGAUUUUCUUGAACCUUCUUGUACAUCAUGUAACUCAAACUCAAGCUCAAGUUAAUACUGCUCCUAACGAAGCACUGAAUUCAUUAUUUGAAAAAUGGGGGAUAUCUGCAAAUCAAAAUCACUGGAAUAUAAGUGGAGAGCCAUGCAGUGGAGCUGCCAUUGACUUCUCCGUCGCCAUUCGUGCCGAUGCUUACAACCGUUUUAUCAAAUGUGAUUGUUCUUACAAUAACAACACUCUCUGCUAUAUCAUCGAGAUGCAAGUUUACGAACUGAAAGUUGAAGGUGUGAUCCCAGAUGAGAUAUGGAGUUUAAAUUUCCUCACCAAUCUGAACGUGGAACGAAAUCUUUUGUCAGGUCCCUUGUCUCCAUCUGUCAGCAGUCUGAUACAACACGCGAAGUGCUGGUGUAUAACAAGAGGCGUGGGAAGAAGCACCAGGGGAUCAAUAGCGUUAAAGGAAGCAGCUAAAGUAGCCAGUGUGUGGGUUAUGGUAGCUACCAGAAUGGACUUUAGACUUGAAAAUGUGGAACGGGAGGUGAUGAAAUUGGGCGUGGAUAUGGGGACGAUUCGCGAAUGCAUGGUAGAGAUACAGAGUUGGAUGAGGAGAAAGGAUGAAGAAGAAGCUGGACGUGGGGAACAAAAUUCAUCCAGAAACGUGAGAAAUCAAGAGGGGGAAAAUCAAAACAGAGCAAGUGGAUCAGGGAGUUUGGAACAAAAUCAGAGUGAGUUGAGGGGAAGGAAACUGGAAUUACCCAUUUUUGUAGGUGAGGAUCCUUACGAGUGGAUCUUUAGAAUUGAAAGGUAUUUUACUCUGAAUGGAAUCCCUGAUGAAGAGAUUCGCGGAUCUCAAGAGAGUAAUCCUUAUGAAACUCUUAUGGCCAUGAAGCAAAACAGUACAGUCACUGAUUACAGAAGAAGAUUCGAAGCGGUAGCUGCUUUGCUGGUGGAAGAGAAAGAUGAGAUCCUGAACGCCGUGUUUUUAAAUGGGUUAAAGGCAGAAAUUCGAGCUGAGCUGAGGCUGAUCCAGCCCACUUCCCUUCUCCAAACAAUAGAGAAAGCCCACAGAGUAGAGGAGCGUAACCGAGCUUUAGAGGAACUUAAGACAGGACCAGCAAGAACCCAUAGGUGGAAUGGACCUAGAUUAAAUGUCGGGUCAAGCAAUAUUGGAUCCAGGAGUUUCAACCCAACCUCAACCCGAUCGGGAGAUUCACUGAAAGCCCCAAUUUCGACGGAAUCCCUAAAAUCAAACUCUUUCUCAAAUUCAUUCUCCAAUUCCGGGCGACGAAACGCAGAUGGUGCUGCCGUGGGUUCAUCGGUAAAUUCUUCUCCUCGCGAAUACACCUCUACAACAUUCAGACCCUUCAAUAGAACCUAUCCACCACGGCGUGAAUUUCCUUUUCAAAAAAUGACUGAGACCGAAAUACAGCGGAAAAGAGAGAAAGGGUUGUGCUUCAAGUGUGAUGGGAAGUAUUUCUUUGGCCAUAAGUGUGGGGAGAAGCAGUUUCAAGUAAUCCUUGUUGAUGAAGAAGAAGAAGAAGAAUUGGAUCCGGGAGACGUGGAAAUCAGUGAAAGAGCGAUGGCAGAACAAAGCCAAGGUAAUGUUGAACUUUCCCUUAGCUCGGUUGUUGGAAUCAAUGGCCCAAAAACGAUGAAGUUAAAGGGAAGUAUUAUGGGUAAGGAAGUUAUUAUCUUGAUUGACAGUGGUGCUUCCCACAAUUUCAUUAGCCGAGAGUUUGUAGAUAAGCUGGGUAUUGCUGUAGAACGAACACAGGCGUUUGGGGUGAGAGUUGGAGAUGGAUAUAAAGUACGGUGUGAGGGAGAGUGUAAGGCAGUAUGUUUGGAAGUCCAGAGAGUACAAAUAAUUCAAGAUUUUUUUCCUUUUGACAUGAGUAGUGCAGAUGUGGUGCUAGGCAUGGCUUGGUUGGAAACAUUAGGAGAGACUACGAUGAAUUGGAGGAAGCAGGUGAUGAAAUUUAAAUUGGGUGAGGAAACGGUGACAAUUAUGGGGGAUCCUGCACUUAGCAAACCAAUGGUUUCCUUGAAAGCCAUGCUCCGAACGUUGAGGAGUGAAGGAACUGGAUACAUGGUUGAAUUUGGACAGUUGCACAAACAGUCAGAUGAAGAGGCCAAUGUCAGUAGCAGGUUGCUUCCAGUGUUAGAACAAUUCAGAUCUAUCUUUGAGGCUCUGCCGGAAUUGCCCCCUAGUGGACCACAGGAUCAUGCAAUUCGAUUAAUACCAGAUGCCCAACCCCCAAACCUUAGGCCUUAUAGAUACCCGUAUUACCAGAAAAACGAAAUUGAGAAGAUCAUUGGGGAGAUAUUUCCCAUUCCCGCCAUUGAUGAAUUGUUCGAUGAACUUGGGGGAGCUGAGCAAGUCAAUGGAAGACCACAUGCAGCACCUCAGUCUGACAUUUCAGAAACUGCUGGAGCACCAUUUAGUGGCCAACCAAAAAAAAUGUUCCUUUGGUAUCGACCCGGGCCAGAGAACAAAGCCGUUGAUGCUUUAUCCAGGAGGCCUGAGAAUGUGGAGAUUAACGCCAUUUCAGUGGGCUUUUUCGGUGGGUUAGAUGAACUGGAAGAGGCCAUCCAAAAAGAUGACAAGUUGCGGCAGCUCACACAAAAGCUCCUGGUCGACCCUCAUUGCCAUCCUCCUUUCAAGCUAAUGGGUAGACACCUCAUGUAUCACAACAGGCUCACUAAAUAUAGCCACUUCCUCACACUCAAACACCCUUUAACAGCAAAGGACGUGGCAGCAGCAUUCAUUAAAGAUGUAGUUAAGCUCCAUGGGUUUCCAAGAACGAUUGUGUCGGAUCGCGAUCAUGUGUUCAUGAGCCAUUUUUGGGGAGAAUUGUUCAAACAGGCUGGAACUAAACUUCAUAUGAGCUCGGAUUAUCAUCCGCAGACGGAUGGGCAAACGGAGGUUAUUAAUAGGUGUUUGGAAACUUACCUCCGCUGUUUUGUGGGAAAUCAGCCUCGGCAGUGGCCUCACUGGAUUCCGUGGGCAGAAUUCUGGUUCAACACUACAUAUAGCAGCUCCACGGGUAUGAGCCCUUUCAAAGCUUUAUACGGAAGAGACCCUCCAGCGUUGUUGAAAUACACAGACCACAGUUCUCCGGUGGAUGAAGUUAAUCAACAAAUGCAGACCCGCAACAGCAUUUUACUUGAGCUUAAGGAGAAUUUGUACAAAGCUCAAAACCGCAUGAAAAAUUCUGCAAAUGAGAAGAGAAGGGAUGUCCAAUUUGAAGUUGGAGAAUCUGCCUACCUGAAGCUACAGCCCUACCGUCUGAAAUCUCUAGCUUUCCGCUGCAAUGAAAAGCUAAGUCCCAGGUUCUAUGGCCCUUUCCAAGUCCUUGAGAAAAUUGGUUCCACAGCUUACAGGUUAAAACUACCAGAAACUGCCCGUAUCCAUAAUGUGUUUCAUGUGUCUCCACUCAAGAAGGCCAAUUUUCCACCACAACAUAUUCAGCCUCUUCCGGAUUCACUAAAUGAGGACCUGGUCUUAGUGGUUGAACUGGAGGAAGUACUUAAGCUCCGCAGGUUACUCAAUGGACAAAGAGAGGUUCUUGUUAAGUGGAAGGGGUUACCCCACCAUGAGAAUACUUGGAAAGAAUAUGACACCCUGAAACUGCAAUUUCCUUCAUUCCACCUUGAGGACAAGGUGGCUCUCCUUCGGGAGGGACUGAGAAUUCUGGGAACAUUAGCGUUAAUACAUUAUCUGGGCAGCUUCCAAAAAAAACUUGGCAUGCUUCCUGAGUUAAUAGCACUAGGUAUUGGAACAAACAACUUCUCUGGUCGUGUGCCACCUGAGCUUGGUAAUUUGUCAAAUUUAGAGCAACUGUAUAUGUCAGCAUUGAGACUCUCUCGUCCUCUGCCACCUGAGCUUGGUAAUUUGAAGAAACUAAAGAAAUUAUAUAUGGACAGUUCUGGAGUGAGUGGUGAGAUUCCUUCAAGCUUUGCUAAUCUACAGAACCUGGUUCAACUGUGGGCUUCUAACAUUGAAUUUACAGGAAGGAUCCCUAACUUUAUAGGAAAUUGAUCAAAUCUUGAAACCUUGAGGUUUCAAGGAAACUCAUUUGAAGGCCCGAUACCAUCCUCCUUUUCCAAGUUGACAAAGCUGACUGAGUUGAGAAUAAGCGAUUUAUCCAAUGGGAGCUCAUCAUCAUUGGCAUUUCUAACAAAUAUGAAAAAACUAACUUACUUAGAACUAAGGAAUAACAAAAUUUCCGAUUCAAUUCCAUCUAACAUUGGCGAUUACCAGAGAUUGGUGCAUCUGGAUCUGAGUUUUAACAAUCUACGUGGACAGAUUCCUGGCUCACUUUUCAGUUUGACUUCAUUGACUCACCUGUUUCUUGGAAAUAACAAGUUAAAUGGUACCCUCCCUGCAGAAAAAAGUCAACAUCUACUCAAUAUAGAUGUAUCUUACAAUAAUCUAGUUGGCCGCCUUCCUUCUUGGAUCAGCCAUGAAAACUUACAACUUAACUUAGUUGCCAACAACUUCAACCUAGAAAGUUCUAACAGCAGUGCUUUGCCACAUGGGCUGAACUGUCUCCAACGCAAUUUUCCUUGCAAUCGAGGUUCUCCAAUCUAUUCUAGCUUCACCGUUAAAUGUGGUGGUAAAGAAAUUACAUCUUAUAAUGGUAUUUUGUAUGAGAGUGAUGAUGAGAAUCUUGGUCCAGCUACAUACUAUGUGAGUGCAGAUAGACAGAGAGUUAGUAAUAUUGGAUAUUUUACUGGGAGAGAAAAUCCAACGUAUAAAAGUUCUUAUACCUCUGAAGUCACAAAUACUCAGGACUCAGAACUUUUUCAAACAGCUCAAAUCUCUGCUUCAUCUCUAAGGUACUAUGGUUUAGGCCUUGAAAACUGAAACUACACUGUGACUCUCCAAUUUGCAGAAAUAUAUGAUUUUGAUACUACCGGAUGGAAAAGUUUGGCAAGGCAUGUUUUCGAUAUAUAUGUUCAGGUAUGUAUUACACGUUCAGAUUAUUUUAGCCGAAGCUCACCUAUAAGAGCAUUUUAGAGAGAAUAUAAGGCUCAGGUAUCUGAAAACUACCUGGAAAUCCACUUGUUUUGGGCUGGGAAAGGAACUUGCUGUAUUCCUGAUCAAGGUACAUAUGGACCUUCUAUUUGGGCCAUCAGUGCUACCCCAGAAUUCAAACCUACUGUAAGACCUCCAAUUCAGAAGAACAGAACAGGCCUAAUAGUGGGGAUUACAGUUGGUGUUGGGGUUGUAUUUCUGUUACUUCUUGCAGUUUUCUUCAUUGUCCGAAGAAGAAGGCAACAGACUGAUGAUGACAAGCUUCUAGGGAUAGAUGCUAGACCAUACUCUUUCAGUUAUGCUGAACUGAGGACUGCUACAGAAGGUUUCAAUCCUGCAAAUAAGCUUGGAGAGGGAGGAUUUGGACCAGUUUAUAAGGGAACACUCAGUGAUGGAAGGGUGAUUGCUGUGAAGCAAUUGUCUGUAGCAUCCCACCAAGGGAAGAGCCAGUUUGUUGCAGAAAUUGCUAUCGUAUCCGCUGUGCAGCACCGUAACCUAGUAAAACUUCAUGGAUGCUGUUAUGAGGGAACACAGCAAAUCCUUGUUUAUGAAUAUCUGGAAAACAAGAGUCUUGAUCAAGCAUUAUUUGUAAAUGGAAGUUUGGAUCUUGAUUGGUCGACACGCUAUGAUAUUUGUUUGGGAGUAGCAAGAGGUCUAGCUUACCUAAAUGAAGAGUCGAGACUUCGAAUCAUCCAUAGAGAUGUGAAGGUUAGUAAUAUUCUACUUGAUAGUAAUCUCAUCCCCAAAAUAUCAGAUUUUGGUUUGGCCAAACUUUAUGAUGAGAAGAAGACCCACAUAAGCACUCGUGUUGCAGGGACAAUUGGAUAUCUUGCACCGGAAUAUGCCAUGCGUGGACAUCUUACAGAGAAGUCUGAUGUGUUUGCCUUUGGAGUUGUGGCUCUGGAGGUUGUUAGUGGGAGGCCAAACUCAGAUUCAAGCUUGGAUGAAGGCAAGAUGUAUCUUCUUGAUUGGGCCUGGCACCUAUAUGAAAACAAUCGCCAUCUAGAACUGGUGGACUCAAAAUUAUCUAAAUUCAGCAAGGAAGAAGUAAAAUGCCUGAUAGAA
This is a messenger RNA of Pistacia vera, 9489 nucleotides long. RefSeq lists its product as uncharacterized. NCBI's taxonomy places the organism in Eukaryota, Viridiplantae, Streptophyta, Magnoliopsida, Sapindales, Anacardiaceae. Gene Ontology annotation, biological process: protein phosphorylation; DNA integration; proteolysis. The annotation marks the transcript as partial. Gene Ontology annotation, molecular function: protein binding; nucleic acid binding; ATP binding. The record is from RefSeq and is a predicted model, not a curated record. The transcript has 58 exons.